AUGAUGAAAAGAUACCGUCUAAUUGAAAUUGAUGGCCACAAUCCUCUGGACCCUCCGCGUCGUCUACUUGAUGAAAUAUUGAAUGAUAAGACUUUAGAUGUUGAUUCUAAACGUCAAUUCUUUCAAGAUUUAUUAUAUCGAGUGAAAAAUUUACCACACUUGCGUAUAAUUGACAGAAAUGUCUUAAAGACCUUUGACGAGCUCGUGAAGAAUUAUGAGAAAACCCCCAACUUGAAACAAAUGUCUGAAGCAAAACCACCAGUAGAUGAAAAAUAUUAUGAUGAGGGAAACAUUGCGGAAAUGGAUGAUACUCAAAAAAGUUAUACAUCAUAUGAAGACGAAAGCGAUUCUGAUAUGAGCACUACGCUAUCACCUGCAAUUCCAACACCAGAACAACCAUCUACUGACACACCUCUUUCUUCCCCGAUAGCAACAAAACCUAUCACUCGCCAGACUGUAAAACAAACGACAGGGCAGCAAUACAUCGUACCAGUAAAACCACGAAUAAAACCAGCAAGACUACCGGCGAUCCCAAUAUUCAGAAAAGGAAAAGGUACAAAUAGGCUGACUAUUCGUUUGUGGAGAUAA
Caenorhabditis remanei is the source of this 588-nucleotide messenger RNA. RefSeq lists its product as uncharacterized. Lineage: Eukaryota; Metazoa; Nematoda; Chromadorea; Rhabditida; Rhabditidae. The record is from RefSeq and is a predicted model, not a curated record. Bases 1 to 588 code for a protein of 195 amino acids. The transcript has a single exon.